AUGCACUACCCAAAUCAGUCGUGCAGCCGUGCAAUCAUUUUCGUGGAGGGAGCCAAUGGAAUCUUGAACGAUACGCCAAUGUCAAGCUCUACUCCAUGUGCUGAUCUAUAUGCUCCAGCCGCAAUUGUUCCAAUUGGAGUGCCCGGAUAUCGGGUGGUCAAGGAGCCCUCUAAAAGCACGUGGCACAUCUGGCUACACCAAAACGAUGGUAGCAAGCAGCGCGAAUCGGGAUGGCGAAUGAUUGGCCGGGAGCUGCAUGGGAUCAUCUUCUCGGCCUGCUCACGGAGUGGGCGAAGAUGGACUUUUCUGCGCAGCUAUCGAAAUGAGAAGUAG
Messenger RNA from Trichoderma atroviride IMI 206040, 333 nucleotides. Lineage: Eukaryota; Fungi; Ascomycota; Sordariomycetes; Hypocreales; Hypocreaceae. The record is from RefSeq and is a predicted model, not a curated record.